Messenger RNA from Eurytemora carolleeae, 925 nucleotides. RefSeq names its product proline-rich protein 12. The record is from RefSeq and is a predicted model, not a curated record. The transcript has 8 exons. Bases 223 to 798 code for a protein of 191 amino acids. Gene Ontology annotation, cellular component: nucleus. NCBI's taxonomy places the organism in Eukaryota, Metazoa, Arthropoda, Copepoda, Calanoida, Temoridae.
UUAAUUAAGAAAAAUUUGCCUAGGAACAAAUACGACUGCGUACCUGUUAAAAUACUACGACAGGGAAGCAAGGAGACGGUGGUUCACCGUAUCAAAUCUGGUCACGUCACCAGAGAGGAGGCUGACCCCUCCUCUUCACCGUCUAGCACAGUUGAUAUUGAGGAAAUCUGUACCCGGAGUAGAACGGAAACAGCUCAGUUCCAGGAAAAUUUUGAAGUAUACAUGCAGACCCUGAUCUCACAGUGCCUAGAUCCUAAUUUUCUCAACGAAAUAUUUACGGAGCAAGACGAGUAUUUUGUGUCCAACAUUGAGAGAGUGGACAGCGUAACGCUUCUUAGAAAAGAUAAACUCUUCAUUGGAACAUCUUGGACAAUUGGGUUUCAGAAUGCAUUAACAGUUUGGCCUUGUCUGGAUGAUCUUGGAGCUGAGGCCUGUACCUCCACUGUAUGCGGGGGAUGUGAAAAAUCAAAGGCAAGUACAAUGAUACAACUGUACGGUCAACCUUAUCAUCCUAAUACACUGUGUGCAGUCCCUCCUGAUACAGAUGCCAUCAUGAAUAGGAACUUCUCUGUUUGUGGACUAUGUGCCCGAUUAUGUCAGCUUUAUCAUAAACUACAUCAUCAGAAAUAUCAGCUAUUUGUAACCUGCAGUGAUAUUGUGAAGAGUAGAAAGGACGGAACCCCUGGAAUUGAUACUACGAACAUAUUAAAUGAACUCCUGGCUGAUGAUGCAUGGUUAGAACAGCAAUUUAAAGUGAUGCAAGAUCUCUGGGCUGAUGCGGACUCUUUUCAGAAAUAGAUCUGGAAAUAUUUUAUUUAAAAUUUUUUGAAUAAAAAUGCUCCGGCCGUGGAGACCCUGUGUUGAUCGUAUUUGUACUCUAUUUAUCUGUGAUAAAAUUACGCACGGGUUUAAAACCGUUAGUCAG